AAUAUAUAUAAUUUUUAUUGAUAAUAUAUAUCUUUAUCCAGUGAGAUUUUAGGACCACACCGGCCAUGUCUCAUGGCCUCCUUCACUCCACCAGUACGGCCACCACCGCCCCUCUCUCCAGCUGCAACCCUCUCCCGCCGCUCCCUCCUUCUCCUCUCCUCGUCCUCCCUCUCUCUUCCUCCACAACCUCAGCUUGAUACCACUAUCACCGACCGUGUCUUCAUGGACUUCUCCCUCUGCCCCACCUUCUUCCGCCCUGAAAGUGACUCUCUGUGCACUGACUCCACCCCUUUAGGCCGCCUCGUCAUCGGCCUCUACGGCCAUCAAGUUCCCAUCACCGUCUCCAACUUCAAGUCCAUGAUUACCUCUUCCACUUACAAAAACACGCUCGUCCACAAAAUCUUCCCUGGUCAAUUCUUCUUGGCCGGACGGCAAGGCCGCAGAGAAACCAAAGGAGAAGUGCAUCCGCCAUUGGAGUUCCUGGCUCGCAACACAGAGACUGUGGAGUCUAAGGCCUUCUUGUUGAGGCAUUCGAGAGGUGGCGUUGUUUCUCUGUGCUUGUCUGAGAAUGAUGAUGAGGAAGAGAUUAAGCUGGAUCCUGAUUAUAGAAACGUUGAGUUCUUGAUCACUACUGGGCCGGGUCCUUGCCCACAGUUGGAUAGCAAGAACAUUGUUUUUGGGGAAGUUCUUGAAGGACUGGAUACUGUGACAACCAUUGCUUCCAUUCCAACAUACAAACCAUCCGAAAGAAUCCAGCAAUACAAUGAUCUGGCGGCGUUUCUGGGAGACAAAAGAGCCCAGCAAGCUCGCACAAUCUGGAACAGACCUCUUAAAACUGUGUAUAUAAGCGACUGCGGCGAGCUCAAAGUCACAAGACCUUCCCUUUCUCCUAGUUUACCUUGAUACCAUUAUUCAUUUUUUCAGGCUUUCUGGGCCACCACUUGUGUAUACUCUUGCAUAUAUAAACCUUUCCAUCUUGAUAAUGAUUUUGUACUCUCAGAUUUUGUGCUCACAAGAUGGGAAAAAAAGGUUGUUUUUCUGCUUGUAAUUGAAAUGACCAAGCAUUCAUGUCUAA
Mangifera indica (mango) is the source of this 1075-nucleotide messenger RNA. RefSeq names its product peptidyl-prolyl cis-trans isomerase CYP28, chloroplastic. The transcript has 3 exons. The record is from RefSeq and is a predicted model, not a curated record. Gene Ontology annotation, molecular function: peptidyl-prolyl cis-trans isomerase activity. Gene Ontology annotation, cellular component: chloroplast. The coding region runs from base 73 to 903 and encodes 276 amino acids. Gene Ontology annotation, biological process: protein peptidyl-prolyl isomerization. NCBI's taxonomy places the organism in Eukaryota, Viridiplantae, Streptophyta, Magnoliopsida, Sapindales, Anacardiaceae.